AUGAUAGAUAUGCAUGAUCAUAUGGGUGAUUACAAAGAGGAAUUUGCUAGGCUUUAUAAUUAUGCUGAAAAGUUAAAGUCUACCAAUCUUCACACUACUGUAGUGGUAAGGACUUCCAAGAAUACAAUUCUCGGAAAAGAGGUGUUUAUGGGCUUUUAUGUUUGUCUUGGAGCACUAAAAAGUGGAUGGAUGGAGGGGUGUGGAAACAUCAUUGGUUUUGAUGGUUUAUUUCUCAAAAGGGUUUGUAAAGGGUCUUCUUGUGGCACUCAUGAUUUACUUCCAAAUGCUGAGCACAGAUGGUGUGCUAGGCAUAUAUGGGCUAACUGGAAGAAGGAAUGGAGGGCUGAUUGUGAGUUUCAUUUUAAUGGUGAUAUUGGGUUUGAGGUUAAAGAUAUACCAUAUAAACAUGUUGUUACUCUCAAGAAGAAGGUUGAGUCAUUUAUUGAGCACUGGUAUAAAAAAGAGACAUAUUUGAAGGCCUACAACAAAUUCAUUCAACCUAUGACAAAUAUGCAGAUGUGGCCAAAGAGCACAAGACCACCCAUUGAGCCACAUGAAAUUACUCAAAUGCCGGGAAGGCCAAAGAAAAAGAGGAAUAGGGAUACUGAUGAACCAAAGAAAAUAUUUGGGAAGGCUGCAAGGAAGGGCAGGAAAAUGACAUGUUCAAUAUGCAACACUAUGGGACAUAACAAGAAACGAUGUCCAAUUGCUGUAAGUGUUAUUCUAUUUCAUGAUUUUGUCAUUUAA
Molecule: messenger RNA, 747 nt
Organism: Lycium ferocissimum
Lineage: Eukaryota; Viridiplantae; Streptophyta; Magnoliopsida; Solanales; Solanaceae
Exons: 4
Coding region: 1-747 (248 amino acids)
Molecular function (GO): zinc ion binding; nucleic acid binding
Source: RefSeq, a predicted model, not a curated record